UGGCGUCGUACGAAGUCAAAUAUUCAAGCGGUAAACUUACGCGCUGCGCCCUGUGUGCCCUAAUAGAGAAAAACUACGUGAUUGAACGUGAACGAUUUGUGGGUUUGACUUCUUGUUAUUGAUAAUAUGCCGUAUCAUUGUUCUGUGCCGUAUUGCCGUGGUAAUUAUGACGCUGGCCCAAAAGUUACAGUAUUUCAAUUUCCGAAGGGUGAAACGUUGAGGAGGAAAUGGUUAUCAAGUAUUGGUCGGGUUAACUUUGCUCCUUCUCCAAGUUCUAAGGUAUGCCAUGUUCACUUUAAAAAGGAAGAUGUUAUUUGGGAAACACGAAUUUGUGAUGAAAGGACAGGCCAGGUAUUAGUUGCCCCCCUCAAAAAACCGCGCUUGAGGCUGGGUGCAGUUCCACUGUUAUUCCCAAACUGUCCUCCUCACCUCUCAAAAGAAGAGAGCAGACAUGAAGGACCAGCAGAGAAAAAUCUGGGGCUCGAAAGUGAACAUCUAGAAGCAGCAUUACAAAAAGGCUUUGAUGAUUUUAGCUUCAGUUCUUCGGAACAGUUACCAUUACAUAACAAGGAAGUGGAAUUGCCCUGUGAAUUGAGGCCAGUUGAGACAAAGAGCACCUUGAGGGGAAGUGUGCAAGGUCGCACCUCCCGUCAAUUUGACCACACUUACGCUCGGCCUAUUCCUUCCAAAUCGAUGACAGAUUUUGAAGAUGUUGCGGAUCUUAAUCAAAGUCGGACAGCUGGAAGACACCAAAUUGUAGCUGAAGCACCCAACGGAAAAGUCUCUCACUGUGGAAGCCGUGUGGUGCCAAGUUGUUUCACAAAGCAGAAGAACAACAGUACUGCCUCCGCCAGUGAGUCCGGAGUCCCGAGAAGGGUCAGUGGCUUCUGCAACGGCAUCGGCUCCUCGCCUCGGCCUGGCCGACCUCUCGGCCCUCCACUGCCCCAGAGUCCGUCCUCCCGCCAGUAUAAAUGUGCAGUGUUCCAGUGUGAUACUAAUGCCCGAAAGGUGCCGGGUGUCGUGUGGCAUUCUUUUCCCAAAGACGAGUACUUGAGGUGUGAGUGGAUUGCCAGGUGCAAACGUAUAGGCAGAGUGAAUGUGAAAGGUGGGGGAGUCUGCUCGCUUCAUUUUCGGCCGGAGGACUAUGUACGAGAUUUGAGAAACGAACUUCUCAGAUUACCCUCGAGAAAGAAAUUAGUACCGACUGCAAUUCCCAGCCUGAACAUUCCGAGUUGGAAUGAAGGUGAAAUUAAGAAGCGCAAGAAUCAGAGAAAGAUUCCCGAAAGAUGGAAGUCGGAAAGCUCUGUGGGAGAAUGCCGUGAGGAGGGGGAGAAUGCCGUGAGGAGGAAGAAUUGGCUUGCGUCUAAAUGGAGCACUAUAUGUUCUCAGCAUUUUCGAGAAGAUGACAUUGACCGAACUUCCCUUUCAACAGUAAGGCUUCGAGAAAAUGCUGUACCAUCAGUUUUCCCUACACACCCAAAACAUUUGCAAAAGAAAGGAGGACGAAUCAGAAAGAAGCUACGUCAGCGUGAUGACGAUGACAACAACGUGGACACUGCUGCACACCAAAUACCAGUGAACCAUCAGGAUGUGGUCAUAAAAAACGAAGUUGUUGUGAAGCGAGAAGUCGAGUCUGAUCCUGACGACGUGUUGGGCGAGGACGGAAAACAGGAAUUUGAGUAUGUGACAGUCGAGGAACAAUUAGAAGACCGUGACGAACCCACGCGUUCAGCAACUGAAGAGCCAUGUGAACAAGUGGGUCAUGAUCAGGAGCUGCCAGUUAUCAUCAAAGAAGAAAUUGACUGUGACGAUUACAUCGAUCCGUUCGGCAUUUCGGGAGAGUCAUGUGAACAAGAGGGUCAUGAUCAGGAGCUGCCAGUUAUCAUCAAAGAAGAAAUUGACUGUGACGAUUACAUCGAUCCAUUCAGCGUUUCGAAGAGGUGAACUGGCAGUAGGGAGUGAUAGCCUGUCUACCACAAGACGGAUGAACUGAACGAGUUAGAAGAGGCAGGCAACAAACAGUUCUGCAGCUAUACGAAGAAGACGGCUCACCGUGACGUGAAGACAGGUAGCAGUGACAGUCCAGACGACGACACGUACUGUUGUUGAGUGUCUGCACCAGAAUGUCGUGAGUCACAAAAAUAUGAAACUCGGACAUUACACUCUGGAGAUGGAAAGCAUGUUUGUAACGUGUAGGAAGUACAAUUUUGGUUGUCCUGAAUCCUACACUGCUUCGAUCGUAAUGGGGCACGUACAGUGUUACACGCAUCUGAGGUUACGUGCAGAAUGCCAUUUGUAUUGUGAGAAAUCAAUAUGCAGUUGGCUACAGAAGGCUGCAGUGUCGGAGUCGGGUUGUUGGCGUAGAGUAUGGGACAGCGCCUGCUCGUGCGAGAUGUGUGAGAUGGCAUUUGGAUUGUCUUUAAUCAUGUGACACUCUGUACUAAAUUCAGAGCGCUCUUUUGUAUGUGCUAUAAAAGAAUCCACACUCUGUGUGUGACAAGAUUUUUGUUGUGGUAUGUAAUACAUAGUACGACUUGCGUAGUAAGAUUUGUUAGAGACCAAUUUCUGCUGUGGAGCUUCCGUUUUUUGAGUUUAAUGUGACAGAAUAAAAGCUGAGGUUAAUGACACUAAUGUACAAAGAAUUAAAUUCUACUACACAAGUGACAUUGUGAAUUGCAUACCGUUCUCUGACCACUUGGUGUUGCUCUGUGCAACUGUGGCAAAUAUUACCAAACUGUUGCUUGCACCUGGUUGAAUGACUUUACUUAUGUGAAGAGACGGGAUAUUGCUGUAUUGCUGUAUGAGAAGAGUGUAAGCUACUGAAGACUAUAAGGACUAACUUUAGCUCUGUUAUUGUGUUUCUUAAAUUUGUUAUAUUAUUAAGUAUUUAUUUUUUACUAAUCAAAUGCAGUUUUUGGCAAUUCAGAAUUUAGUUUUGGAAGGAAAUGGAGCAGAUUGUGUGCUUGGUCAAAUUUGCUGGGCUCAAUCCAGUCUUUGUGUUCCCCCUAAAGUUUUUACCUUUGUAGCUCCCUCUAGUACCAUAGAAGGUAUUUGCCAAUGUCUUUACUUAACUUGUUGAAAGACAAAAUUUUGCCAAGGUUAGAGCUAAAAUGAAAAUGAUGAGUGUUUGCUUUUAAACAUAAUCCUCAUCAUCUCUGAAUUUUUGAAACCAACAGCUUUAUUAUAUACAGGGUGUUUCAAUAAAUGUGUUUGCCUCUGUAAGUUAUGAAGUAAUAGGCGAUGGAAAUAUUUAUUGCGGUAGGUCACCAUAAGAAACGUUACACUGUCAGCGGAGCUAUGAACAUAGUUUAUUGUAUAAUUAUCCAAAGAGUUACAGUAAAAAGAUACAACUUUUUUAAAUGGAA
Molecule: messenger RNA, 3365 nt
Organism: Schistocerca serialis cubense
Lineage: Eukaryota; Metazoa; Arthropoda; Insecta; Orthoptera; Acrididae
Exons: 15
Coding region: 127-1944 (605 amino acids)
Molecular function (GO): sequence-specific DNA binding
Source: RefSeq, a predicted model, not a curated record